AUGGAUUCGUACACAAGACUAGCCCAUUGGCUCACACCCACGGCAACGAACGUCCCGCUCCUCUACCACGCCCCCCGCCAUCCAAAGAACGCCGCGGACACCGCGGUCGUCGAACAGAUCGUCUUCAGCGUCACCCCGACACCCGGCGUAUACGACUUGAUAGGCUUCUCAGAUACAACGGCUGUAGAACAGCCUGCCCGGGCGCUACCCCGUCCGCCGCGCACGAUAUGCUUCCUGCAACGGCCGUUUGCGCUCGAACGACGGCGGGUGAGAAGGGGUACGCUGGUCUUAGCGAGCCACACCUCGUUUGAUGAGCAUCUUACGGUGGGCUGGAACACGGCGCUCGCAGAGCGUCUUGGGAUGGACGUUGGCGACAGUAUAUGCGUGGCGGGAUAUAGAGGGGAUGCGGAGACGAAGAUCGGCAUUAUCGGACGUGUUUGUAUGCGUCGUGGUAUGCUUCGGCGGCUCAUCGCUCGAGAGGUGGCCGCGAUCAUGAAUGCUUUUAACGCAGACGAGGUCUAUCGCGUCUUGGAGAUGGCGCGGCAGCGGGGCUGGAUUCAGCCCGAAGGGCAAUGCGGCAGGCAUGUCCUCUACCUCACCGGGCAGCCGAGAGAGAGCGGGCUAGCGGCCGCGAACGAGCAUGGAAUGACGGCGAUUUGCGUGGGGCACCGCGCAGCUGAAGAGUGGGGCAUCCGAUAUAUGGCUUCCCGUUUUAAAGAAGCUUUCCCGGGUAUGCGUGUGGAGGAGGUUUUCGAGGAAACAUCUGCUAAGAAAGACGCAUGAUUUAUUCGUCUAUAAUGGAGGCGCUCUUUGAAGCUUCGCUACCUCAGGAGUAGUAGGCCUAUAAUGCACCUUCUCUCUAGGUUCCUAGUAUGUGCUAGGAACAUUAUAGGCCAUGUAUCGAUCAGCCUGGAGGCAUUCAGUAGGUUGAAGCAAUCCCACAUCAGUCAUCAUCGUGGAUCUACUGUCCCGAUGAUGAGGGCAAAUGGGCUGGAACAGAUCUUAUAUAACCAUGACACCUCACUCUGUCUCCCUCAUUUCGUCGAGGUAAGACCGAGGCCUACUUCGUAACUCGCAGGAGACGCUAUGCUACCCAAUCUGUCAAAGUCAAAUCAGAUCGAUGCAACUGCCAAUCUACCUCGUUGGCUUCCGGGCGGC
Messenger RNA from Trematosphaeria pertusa, 1158 nucleotides. RefSeq lists its product as uncharacterized. The transcript is spliced from 3 exons. Lineage: Eukaryota; Fungi; Ascomycota; Dothideomycetes; Pleosporales; Trematosphaeriaceae. Bases 1 to 783 code for a protein of 260 amino acids. The record is from RefSeq and is a predicted model, not a curated record.